Centropristis striata (black sea bass) is the source of this 5029-nucleotide messenger RNA. RefSeq names its product zinc finger protein 28-like. The record is from RefSeq and is a predicted model, not a curated record. Bases 99 to 2237 code for a protein of 712 amino acids. Gene Ontology annotation, biological process: regulation of transcription by RNA polymerase II. The transcript has 5 exons. Gene Ontology annotation, molecular function: RNA polymerase II cis-regulatory region sequence-specific DNA binding; DNA-binding transcription factor activity, RNA polymerase II-specific. Gene Ontology annotation, cellular component: nucleus. Lineage: Eukaryota; Metazoa; Chordata; Actinopteri; Perciformes; Serranidae.
UUAGUCGACCCAGAGGCUCCGUCUACCACUUCACUGCCAGUAAACUUGAACGCAGUCCGAUCACGUUUAAAACUGGAAAGGCAGAACUUAAAUCCAGGAUGUGCUCCGUCGUCGGGUGUGAUUCGUGGCGUCGCAGUGCGCAAGGCUUUAAGUUACCGGAGGACCCAGAGAGGAGGCUGGAGUGGGUUCAGUUCAUUUUAGAAGUCAACGGGCAGAGACUUAAAGAGUCGUCCUGGACUGAUAUCAGCAUCUGUCACGAACACUUUACUGUUGACUGUUUCGUAAACCUGACUCCGACUGGCACGGUCCAGCUAAAGCCCAGUGCUGUCCCAUCACUGUGUGUCAAGUCAGAACCAGACGAGCCUCUGGAGAGCCCACAAUAUGUGGAGCCUGAAGAAACCACAGAUUCUCCUCAUCAGUGGGAAGAUGACUUUAAAAUUAUUAUUCCAACUUCUUACUCUGAAAAAUCAGAACAUACUGUAACAGGUUCGCAAGCAAGUCCUGUGUCAAGUCCUGUCUCAGUGUCCAAUGUACCUGAUGCUUCGAAUUCUGUCAGUUCUGGAUCCAAACGGAAGAAACAAAAAGGCAUGAAGGAUGAUUUGAACAAGGAAAAAGCUGUGCCUCAACAUAUGACAGGAAAGCAUGUUGUAAAUGAAAAGUGCCUCCUCCAGCUGUUCCGCCGUAAGUGCCCUUCAUGUGGCUGUAAACUUCAGAUGGAGAAGGUCACCUAUGGGGCACUCAUCAUGUUGAACCAGCAGUGUCUUCAGUGUGAGUACAGAUACCAGUGGAAGAGCCAAAUCAACACCAGUGUUCCAACAGCUGAAGAUUCAAAUCUGACAGGAGGCACAGGAGUAACCUCAGACAUCCAACAGGAAAUGCCAACAGACGACAACCCCAGCAGCGCAGUUACCUCUGAGAUUGUUACUUUUAGUGAUGAAGAAAGCAAUCCGUCAGACGGAGGAGAGGAAGGUGAUGAAGAAGAGGUGAGUUCAGAUGGGGAAUGGAAUCCAACAGAGGAUUUUCUGCUGGCUGAAGAGCUCACAAAGGAGCUUGAAGAGGAAAGCGAAGAUGAAGGCGAGGAGGAAGAAGACUUGGAUUCCCCGGGUGGCCUCAAAAUUAAUGAGCUCUGCACAGAGUGUGGAAGUUUUUUCAAUAUUCAGAAGCCUCACACCUGUGAGCACAAAAUAAAGCCCUAUUCCUGCAAUAUAUGUGGCAAAAGAUGCGUCACUGAGACGUCUCUGAAGAAUCACAGCAGAAUCCACGAUGAAACCUACGACCAUCCUUGUAAAUACUGCCACGUUACCUUCAAAACACGGGCGGACAAACUUAAACAUGAGCAGAUCCAUCAAGACAGCAAAGAUCCCUAUAAAUGUCCGGACUGUCCCGAGACAUUCAAGUCCAGUAAGGAACGCAGCGUCCACCUGGCAAAUCACAGAACCGAAAAGGAGUACAAAUGUGGAGUUUGUGGGAUUGCAUUCAAGGAUGUGCAUCAUCUUCGGAGACACUCUGUCGUGCACACAGGAUUGAAACCGUACAAGUGUUCAGUGUGCCAGCGGGGCUUCAACCAGACAAGCCACCUGAAAUCCCACAUGCGUCUGCACACAGGGGAGAGACCUUACAAGUGUAAGCAUUGUGACAAAAGCUUCAAUCACAACGUGAGCUUGAAGAGUCAUGUCCAGCGGUACCACUCAUCCGGCUCUGGACGCGAACGGAAGAAAGCGAAGAUAGAUGAAAGGGCGAGCGACACCGGUGACGCUGAGGACAGCGAGAAUAAGAAAGGCUCCGACUCUGAGUUUGACAAUGUCGAAGAAAAUACAGAAGAGGAGGUGCAGGAGGAGAGAACAGAAGUGCGAAAAGGUAGAAAGAGGAGCACGGGUAGACCCAGAGGAAGGCCCAAGAGAAAUGAAGAAGGGAACUUGAAAGGCCAACGUUCAAAGCGCAAGACUGCAAAAUCAAAGGCGCAGAAGUUAAAGAAGUCAGGUUCCAGCGAUGAGGAAAGUGAGGAUGAACAAUCAUACAGUGACAUGUCCUACGACUCGGCAGAAGAAGAAGAAGAAGAAGAAGAAGAAGAGGAGAAGGAGACAGAGAGGAAGAGCACAAGGAGAUCAAGAGCAAGACCAAAAAAUGACAGUGACAGUGAUUUUGACCCAGAAGACAAAACAAAGAAAAAAAGGUACAGCAGCGAUAAGACCUCCGAGAAACAUAGUGGAAGACCAAAGAGAAAUCUAGAAUUCUGAAAAGAGCUGAAGAAUUAAUUUGGUGUGAGCUACUGGGAAAAGAAAGUAGCCAUAGAAAACUGGAUUGAGAUGUCUUUACUAGGUAUAUUAAAACAAUUUGAAAUAGGGAUGCACGAUAUGGAGUUCUUUCUGCUGGUACCGAUAAACACACGUUCAAAUUUUUGUAUUUCAGAAAAAAGUUCAUAACCUUUAGUUUAUCUUCACCAGCUGAGAUGGAAUGAGCAAAGAUGGAUGAUUUAAUGUUCCACAGCUCUGAUCUAUAACCGAAUCUAUCUGGCAUCUCUAUUGUUCAGUAAGGAACACUUUGGUCAUAGAUUUUACCAUUUAUUGCAACAAAUGGAAACACAGUCAGACUUGGUGCUGAAUGCUCCCUGGAUUGACUGAGCCAAAUGGAGAAAAAAAUAACCCAGUGGGGCCUUGAACAAGACAUAAAAAACAUUUUCAAGUUUUUUUUUUAGCCAUUAGGGCUAGAAAGGUGGAGGCUUGGUAUCAGUGAGGAGGGAAUCAUAUUUGAAAAGACUGAUACUUUGUAUCUUUGUAUACUAGAAUUUUGUCUUAGAAUUGGAAUUAAAUGCUUUGAUAUACAGGUGCAUCUCAAUAAAUUGCAAUAUGAUGGAAAAGUCCACUUCCAGUAGUUCAAGUCAAAUAGCCCCAACCAAGUAUUGAGUCAUAUAGAUGGACAUAAUUUUCAGAGGCCAACAUUUACAUAUUAAACAUACUUUUUAAAAUUCGUCUUUUGUAAUAUUAAAUUUUUUUUGAGAUACUGAAUUUUAGGUCUUCAUUAAAUGUAAGCCGGAAUCAUUAUAAUUAGAAGAAAUUAAAUGAAUUAAGACAUGAAAUGUUUCAUUCUGUGUGUCAUGGAUCUAUAUAAUGUGUUAUUUCCAUUUUUUAAAUUUAAUUAGUGUCAAAUAAACUUUUCUAUGAUAUUUUAAUUUAUUGAGAUGCACCUGCAAUCUGUCCAAUCACACAUCAGUAUAUUAAAUACAAAUACAAAAGGCUUUUAUAAACAAACUUAAAAGGUUUGCAGGUUAAAACUCGCAGACCUUUUUCCUCCUCUUUGAAUACUAACUGCAAUUUGCCCUCUGCUGUAACUGCUGCAUAAGUCAAUAAAAGCAAUUUGGCUUUGUAUUAUUAGCUCUGUUUAUCAGCUAUAAUUUAACAUCGAAAUAAUACAUAAUAAGAAGAAUUUCCCAUUAAUGACUGAUAAAUUAUCGGCCCAAUAUAAAUCGUGCAUCCCUAAUUUGAAAACAUCCACAUCCAUUUAGUGUGAAGUAAUGGAGGAUUAUGUCAGUAAGAGCCAUUUUUAAAAAUCGAAGAUAUUUAAUACUGAGCUUUGGUUGCAUUAUAAGAACGUGACUGACAGUGCAGGGGAAGGUAGCUGCAAAUUAGCAUCAGAAAAUCUGGGUCACCAAAUGUAGGAGAAAAGGGUUUCAGUGUUUGGGGAAAGGUGUACCAUAUUCAUGUAUUAUAACAUGGAGGUUUGAAGCUAAAAUGAUUUUUUAAAUGAGGUGAGGACACUGUGGCAGUUUGUAUAUUUUCUUAUUCACUGUAAAGCUGCAUCUGUCAGUCUGUAGACGUAAUCAGAUAGGAAUUCAUUGUUACAUGUUUUGUUUUCUGAAUCAAUAUUCCAUCAUUUAACUGUAUAAAUCAGACUCAAUCAAUGAUAAUCUUUUUACACAAUGCCUUCAAUUAAAAUAAACACAUUAAAAGUUUGAUUUUUCCAACUGAUUGUAACCUUUUAAGUGUAGGAAUGUUGUUGCAGUCAUAAUCAAUGUGGCCUCAGAUAAUUAUCAAAGAACACUUUAAAGGACCAUAUGGUUUUGUAUUGUUUAGCCCUUUAACUACAAAUUGAUUUUGUUCACAUUGCUGCUGAACAUUAUGGAUGUUUUGCUACUUUUAGGUUGAAAUUGGUUUAAAUUUUCCUAUAAAACGUGACAAUAAUCAGCUUGCUGAGACUUGGAACUAGUUUUAGAUACAGUAACUCAUUGAUGACAGUUAGAAGAAGUUUAUUAUGGUUCUGUUACGGUGGAGAUGCACUGAAUUCAGCAGAUAAAUUGAGAUAUUUUUUUUCUUUCUCCAGGCAGUGGGUAGUGCAACAUGGCAGUCAGUUCACAAACGUUCUCAUUAUACAGCUAAACAGCACGCUAAAAUAUAUAUUCAUGUUUGAUCAGCACUGCCUGGUUUGACAGUUUGAUCUGAGUUUCCCAAGCCUGGUGUGUUUGGAUAAAGUCUUAUCGAUCAUGCAACACAUAGCCAGAAAUACUACUCUCCUUAAAAAUGUCAGUGGAUCCAGUGGAUCUCAAUUAUCAUGGUCCGAACAAGUCUAAGGAAGUAAAAUACAUUUUAAUCAAGAAAUAAAUAAAUGAGGUAAUGAAUGAAUAAAUAAAGUCCUGGAGACUUCUUUACUGUUUUUGAACUCGGCCACCUGUCCACAGAAAGUUUCAAGGUUCUGCACGUUAAUUGCAAGUAAUGUAAAAGUACAGCCAAAAAAGUUGGGACGUUGUCUAAAACCUAAAUUAAACAGAAUUAAUUAUAGAUAAUUUGCUAAUUCUUCAUCCGUUAUUUCUAUAUAUGUCACAUAUUUUCAAUUGAAAACUGUACAAAGACAUUAUAUUUGUACAUUAUAGAUGUUCAAAUAUAUUUAAUUAGUUUUUUGUAAAUAUACACUGGUCCCAACUUUUUGGGAAUCAAGGUUGUAUUAUGUAAUUUGUAGAAAAUUGUAUAAAACAUGAAAAAUAUUAUGGGCCUUAAAGGGAUUGCAGAUUUUUACAUUUAGAAAAAGUAAAACAAAA